AUGGGCUGCCGAACCAUCGAGAGCAACUUGAUCGCCCACUGCGCGGCGAUCUCGGGCAGUGAGAAGGGCCGACAAUGGAAGGUGGCGCUGGCGCUGCUCGCCGCCUGGGGACGGCGGCGCCUCCCUUUGCAGGCGAAAAGCGUAGUCGCGUACAGCGCGGCUAUGGCCGCCCUCAUCCACGCCGGACGUUGGAUGCAGGCCUUGGCGCUUCUCUCGGAGGCGCGCAGUGGGCGACUGCAAGUGAGCCUCAUCACCUACAGCACGGCCAUCUCCGCUUGCGAGCAGGGCUCGCAGUGGCCGCAGGCAUUGGCACUGCUCGAUGAGAUGAGAGGAUCCCGGCUGCCCCCGGACAUCGCCAGCUACAGCGCGGCCAUCAGCGCCUGCGCGCACGAGUGGCAGCGAGCUCUCCUCCUCUUCGCGGAGAUGCAAUCCAACAGUCUGGAGUCGGACUCGAUCGCCUUCUUGGCAGUGCUCGACGCCUGUGAAAAUGAGUUCCAGUGGCGCCUGGCUCUGUGCCUGCUGGCCGACCUGGAGCAGCAAGGCUUGCAAGGGUCGGUACCGAUCUAUAGCUCCGUCAUCACAUCGCUGGAGAAGAUCGGGAAUUGGCGUGCGGCCCUUUCAUUGCUGACCCGCUGUGAUCAGCAGUACCUCUCCGCCGACCUCAUCAUCCAGAACGCGGCCCUUGGCGCAUGCCAACUGCGUGGGGCCUGGGCGAAGGCCCUGCGCCUGGCGGCGGCGCUGGACACCAGGAAGCUCCAGGCAAACGUGCUGACCUUCGACAAAGCCCUCAACGCCGCGGCGCUGGGCCUCCGCACGGUGGCUGCCGCGCCGAUGCUUCACC
Messenger RNA from Symbiodinium natans, 841 nucleotides. The record is from the annotation of a GenBank genome assembly. NCBI's taxonomy places the organism in Eukaryota, Dinophyceae, Suessiales, Symbiodiniaceae.